Anopheles funestus (African malaria mosquito) is the source of this 1875-nucleotide messenger RNA. RefSeq names its product serine protease inhibitor 42Dd-like. NCBI's taxonomy places the organism in Eukaryota, Metazoa, Arthropoda, Insecta, Diptera, Culicidae. Gene Ontology annotation, molecular function: serine-type endopeptidase inhibitor activity. The record is from RefSeq and is a predicted model, not a curated record. The coding region runs from base 258 to 1538 and encodes 426 amino acids. The transcript has 5 exons.
UUCAUAUGCUGUGCCGCUUAUCGCGCCAUUCGGCUUUACACAGCUUUUGGUGUGCGUUUGCUUUUAACAUCAUCCGUUCUUCUUUUCGUUUUCAACAUAUUCUACAUAAGCAUAACUCCUGUGUAGCAGUAUUGGUGUCAUUCGUAUACGCGUCCUAAAAAAAGCUGCCAAAUUUGCCGGGCCAAUCACAAAACCACCGGCAUACCAAAAUUCGAUAUCACCAACUCAACCAUCGGACCGAUGAGUCAUCGUACGCAAUGUACGGUUCACGACGAUUUAGAUCGCCACUCCAAGCCCGGACUGUGUUGUUACUACUAUUGCUAGCCAGUACGCAAUCGAUUCAAGCACAGUUCACUAAUCAACCGGAAGAAAACAACCAAUUGUUACACACCAUGGCCGAUAGCAACAAUCUCGAUGCGCAGUUUGUCGGACAGUCGAACAGCUUUGCCACCAAGCUGUACCAGAAAAUAAGUGCACAAAAUGCCGGAGAAAAUGUGGUCAUUUCACCGUUCUCGAUCAGUGCGUGCCUUUCACUUGCCGCGAUGGGCGCAUCGGGCCUUACCGAGGAAGAGAUGUAUUCCGUGCUGGAGUUCGGCACGCCGAAGGAAAAGCAAACAGUGGCCGACAAUUAUCGUCGCCUGAUGGCACGGCUCGCUACCGACAGUACGGUGAAUGUGGCGAACAAAAUUUACGUGAUGCAAAACUAUGCCGUCAAGAGCACGUUCAAUGCAAUCGCCACGGACAGCUUCCAGUCGGAGGCGGAAGCGGUCAACUUUGCGGAGAGUGCAGCUGCCGCCAAAAAGAUAAACGGUUGGGUGGAGGGCAAAACGAACAACAAGAUAAAGGAUCUCAUUUCGCCGGAUGCAUUGGACGAGCUGUCACGGAUGGUGCUGGUCAAUGCGGUCCAUUUCAAGGGUACGUGGACGUACCAGUUCGAUCCGAGCCUGACGCGUCCGAUGCCGUUUUGGUUGAACGAUAAAGAGUCGCGCAACGUGCCGAUGAUGAACAUUAAGAAACAUUUCGCAUACAACAACUUCGAACAGCAUGGCUUUUCCGCGCUGGAACUAACGUACGGUGGCAGCGACAUGACCAUGCUGAUACUGCUGCCGAACGGACGUAUGGGGCUGGCCGCGCUGGAAGAAAAGCUGCCCACCCUUAAUCUGGCCGAACUGACCACCCAAAUGCACAAGCAGGAAGUGGAAGUUUUUCUGCCCAAAUUUAAGAUUGAAUUUUCACGCGAUCUAAACGAGGAUCUAAAGGCGCUCGGUAUGGGCAGAAUGUUUACUGAUUCGGCCGAAUUUCCCGACUUGUUGGAACAGAACGAACCGCUCAAAGUGUCCAAAGUCGUCCACAAAGCGUUCAUCGAGGUAAACGAGGAAGGCACGGAAGCAGCUGCAGCCACAGGCAUGAUUAUGGCGACUUUCUGUAUGAUCAUCUCCGAACCAGUGAAAUUUGUAGCCGAUCAUCCAUUUAUUUACGCGCUAAUGUCGCCGGAAAAGAGUGUCUUUUUCAUUGGAAAAGCAUGUAAAAUGUUAUAAAAUAGUUUGUAUAUAAGUUGCGGAAGUCAAUUUUGAGAAGCAAUGUUCUAACUGCAGCGAGCAAGUACACGCAAAGAGUGGGACUACUUUUUUGUGAAAUUAACUUAUAAAACAAUAUGCGCUAAAAUUAAAUCAAUUUCAAAACGUAAUGUACUCAACUAAUUUAACCAAAAAAAAACACGCUUUGUGUUUAUUUUUAUCAUUCAUACAGCUAUGCUCAUAAUGACCUGCUCGAUGAUAAUACCCAUGUCCAUAACAUUUGCGGCAGAUCAUCCCUUCCUGUACGCGUUGCGUGAUUCACAAGGAACAGUUUUGUUUAUGGGUAAAACGGUUAAAG